Armigeres subalbatus is the source of this 4076-nucleotide messenger RNA. RefSeq names its product bestrophin-4-like. The record is from RefSeq and is a predicted model, not a curated record. The coding region runs from base 1136 to 3301 and encodes 721 amino acids. The transcript is spliced from 6 exons. Lineage: Eukaryota; Metazoa; Arthropoda; Insecta; Diptera; Culicidae. Gene Ontology annotation, molecular function: chloride channel activity.
AUGCGGCUUUUAGUUUUCGCGAGUUGUUUGUUGAAGUCGGUUCGCGUUGGUGCCGUGGAUGUGUCUAUGUUCAGGGAGUGGCAAAUUGUGGGUACAAAGUUUCGCAGUGUAAACAGUUGCUGAAUUGAUAUCCACAGUGCAUUCGCAGUGAACCAUCGUCAAGCGCGGAGCCCACCGGAAAAAAAUAACACAACACUGACCCAGUCAAAAUAGCAUUUCAUGUCUGCAAUGUGUAUUAGUAGCCGACUCGGAAAGGAGCCGUACAAUCAAAGGCAAAGCUAAUUUGAAUCCGCAAACACAACCAGCAAAACUUCUCUUCUACCUAUAUAGGUACGAGGUACCUACUGGUUUCGUGUUCACUUCUUCCGGGACGGCGCGGCACAAGCAAUAGCAUAUACGACGAGGAAUGAUGAUUGUACCGUCAUCGACCGCCCAGCCAGCCGUUCAGUCGGCAUCAACCGCCCGCGAGAGUUGAUGUCAUUCUAGCUCGAACCCGCAAACCGGCGACAUCGAUGUCCAUCGACGGACGCGCGAAACGACCGGACCGAAGCCCGUUUGAGUGUUAUGCUGUAGUGUGAAUUGAGUCGGGGUCGGAUGAGGACGCGACUCACUAAACUGCGUGUCGGGCAUAUUGAAGAACUCGGUAUCGCGUAAAGUGUGCCCAUAAAGCGGAGAGUUCUCGUAAUUAUUGUUUCUGAGGAAAAAAGUGAUUUGUGCCACUACUGCCAAGCAGAUUGAAAUUGUAAUUUAGGCCAUUGGGUUUCGCGACAAGCACCGAAUAAUGCUCAGUGAAGCAUCCAAUGUUAAAGUGAAAGUCUGCAGUGUUGUUCAUUGUUGUGUGGUAUACCGAAAAUAAUAAUAAGUGAAGUAUAAGUGAAGAUUGGUAAAAGCCAAGAAAGUAGUGAAAAUGUUCUUCGUGAUUGGUCAUAUGGAAAUUCCGUCCUAUCCUGCAGUGUGAUGUACAUAAUACUUAGCAGAGCUCCUGCUAACUGCUAGCGAUAAUUCAUCGUCUACUAAUUGGUUCUCCAAACAACGAAUCAACACAAAAUUCAUCGCAUCAGCAGUCAACCGUAGCACUCCUCACGACUAAGCUAAACUAAUUAACUAUUGCAAAAACCAGUAGUAAACAAGCAAAAUGACCGUCACAUAUACCGCCGAAGUUGCCACAUGUCGAGGAUUUGGCUGCUUUCUGAAGCUGCUGGUCAGAUGGCGUGGCAGUAUUUACAAACUGGUUUGGCUGGACCUCUCCUGUUUUUUACUGUUGUAUUAUAUUCUCAACAUUGUUUAUCGAUUUGCAUUAGACGAGUAUCAGAAACAAGUCUUCGAAGACAUCGCUCAAUAUUGUGCCACCUAUAGUAACCUAAUUCCACUAUCGUUCGUGCUCGGUUUCUACGUCACCAUCGUAAUGACCCGGUGGUGGAAUCAGUACACCAGUAUACCGUGGCCGGACCCAAUAGCAGUAUUCGUCAGUGCCAAUGUUCACGGACAGGAUGAACGAGGUCGCGUGAUGCGUCGAACCAUCAUGCGAUAUGUGUGCCUGUGCUUCACCAUGGUGUUAACAAAUAUUUCACCUCGAGUGAAGAAGCGGUUUCCCACGAUCGACCAUCUCGUCGAGGCCGGUCUACUCAACGAGAACGAACACAAGAUCAUGCACAAUCUGAACCAGAAAUUCCCACGGCAUUCGAAGCACUGGUUACCAAUUGUUUGGGCCGCGAGUAUUGUGACUCGAGCGCGGAAAGAAGGUCGCUGCCGAGAUGACUUCGCCGUCAAAACCAUCAUCGACGAGCUAAACAAGUUCCGAGGUCAGUGUGGUCUACUGAUCUCCUACGACACCAUCAGUAUUCCGCUGGUGUAUACUCAAGUGGUGACGCUGGCCGUCUAUUCAUAUUUUCUGUUUUCGGUUAUGGGCCAACAAUCGGUUGAAUCGAAAGAGAACGUCACUGGGAUCGUGACUAGAAUUGACCAAUACUUCCCGAUAUUUACAACGUUGCAGUUUUUCUUCUACAUGGGAUGGCUCAAAGUGGCGGAGUCGCUGAUCAAUCCAUUUGGCGAAGAUGAUGACGAUUUUGAGGUGAACUGGAUGAUCGAUCGAAAUGUUCAGGUUUCGUAUCUCAUUGUAGACGAAAUGCAUCACGAACAUCCAACCCUGGUGAAAGAUCAGUACUGGGAUGAAGGAUUCCCGGUGGAGUUACCUCACACGGUAGCUUCGGCUGUCAUCAAGGAGGAACCACCGGCUCCCUCGACCGAUAACAUUACGGUCAAUCGAAGACAGGCCGAGGUGAUACCGGUUGUUCCAUCAUCGGUGCGGGUGGACGAACUGGUCGGUAAAAAAAAUCAAAAUGUUGAUUACACAUUCCCUGAACAGCAGGGAAUGCUUGACGACGAGGGCGAUGAUGCUGCAAGUGGAAUCCAUUUUUCGGCAUACGACAACAAACCAUUCCAUCGAACUGGCCCAUCCACUAAUAGUCUUGGCAGCGUGGUGAACACCAUGACCCGUGUCAACACUGUGGCGUCGGCCUUGAAACGGUUUUUCAGUAAGGAUGAAAACAACAGCGUAAGUAGGCCACAAAGUGCUACGCCUGAAUCCCAAACCGGGCCGUUCAAAUUCCCGGGAUCGGCCAGUUCCUCCAAUCUUGGGCCAAGAGUGCCCGAUCGAGGAAGUGUUCGCAUCACCGACCAAGUGAUCGAGGAAGUUGAUGAACAGCAAAUGACUAUCACGUCGGUGACAGGCAAGAACGAUGCUCGGCCCAUGGCUGCUAGCCUGUGGGAACAGGGCCCCCCGAGGCCCACCGAACCGGUAGAUGUUCCUCAAUCAGCCUACAAGAGAACUCAAUCAGCGGUGGCACAUGGCCAAUACGAAUCCACGGAAAUUUUCCCGCCAGGUGGCGUAGAUGCCUUGCUUAGCGCAUCCGCGCCAGUAGGACAUCGGUUCGAAACGUCGUUCGUCCCUAUCAACAGCCAUAAAGAAGACCCCGAUUUCAUGGGCAGCAAAGAAUCGCAGAAAACGAUUGAUGACCGUUUGGAUGCUGGUCCAGAUGGAGACAUGAGUGAAACAGAUGAUUUUGAAAAGUUACGACAGGCACGUGAGAAAGAACGGGCUGACCGUCAAAAGGCCAUCUUAGCGAGAUCGGUCAGUGGACUCGCUCCUGUGGAUACCGAUAUUUUGAUGGAAAAACUAACCAAAACGGCGGCUGAACAGCAACAGCAACAAGAGGCUGGCCCAUCUGGCAGCGAUACACCCGACACUCGCCGACAUUCCGGGGUUCCAGCCCCACCCGACCAAGCCGACACCACCUUAUGAUUCUACGUCUCUGAAGAUGACAACGUGAUCGUGGUCAAUCUAACGGACGGGAGCUAGUACUAGGAGAAAUUUGUGAAUCUUUUUGUUCCAGGCUGGCAUUGGCAUUGAGUGAUUAAUUUAUAUUCAAGUUUUAAAUUUUGACAAUCACUACGAAGUGAGCUUUCCGGACCAGUAUUCUAUCAGUUAAAUAGUUUCUCAUUUUAUCACCCUAAGCACAAACAUUAGUUUAUAAAAUUAACCACUUAAUACUACUGCUGCUGGAAAGAAUUUUUUUUUCUUCGUCUACACAUUUUAACUCGCACAUGUUCUCGAUGUGAAAACGGAACACUACAAAACACGAACUCAGUGAUAUUUAGCAUAAACAUGUAUAAACCUAGGCACAACAGUAGUUAUUUUGAGAAGAAUUAAAAAUAAAACAAUAACUGCGUGGCUUUAAAAGAAAAAGUAUUACAAUUUAAGAUGCCUUUCGAACAAAUCAAAUAUGUAUCGAUAUUGAUGGUAAUUAUUGGUCGCAUGCGAUAUUAUUUCGGUUUGUCGUUUUUAGCUAUCAAUCACUUAAAGAUACUUUAGCGGAACAUAUAUAAAUAUUUUACAUCAGUGUACAUAAAAACGAACGACUAAAAUAUUGCAUAUUUGCAGCUUUAAAUGCAUACAAGUAAGUAGCAUUCGUCUUAGAGGAGUUUUAUGCGUAUUUGACUUUGGAAUCGAAACGCAUUACAAACUUACAAAAUAAAAAAUUACUAUUGAAAGACAAAUAAAAGACAAAUACAUGUAA